AUGGCGGCAGCGAGCGAGGACCCGUCGUUGGCCAGGCGCAUUGACAGCGCCACGCUCGCCGACGUCGCGCGCAUGCUCCCGCGCCUCGAAGAUCUGCCACCGGCCCUCGCGGCGCUCAACGAGCUCAGUGAGGCCAUGGACCGCGUCGGGCACUGGCCGAGCCUGCAUUGCUACGCGGUCCCAAACGCGUCUUCCGACCUUGGCGUCGCAGCCCUCCCAGCCUUUGCGCAUGCCAACAUCGAUCAACUCCCGGUGGCACGCAUCACAAGCGUCUGCAUCCUCAAGUACCAAGCCAAGGCGGACCCGCAGCUCCGCAUUGGCACCCUUUACGGCGACGAGGCGCACGUGGAGGACACGGAUGCACACAUCCAUGCCUAUCUGCCCCAAUCCGUCAUGCACGCACACCAGCGUGUGCACAAGGUUUUCUGCGGCGCCACACACCGUUUCCGGUGA
Saprolegnia parasitica CBS 223.65 is the source of this 453-nucleotide messenger RNA. RefSeq lists its product as hypothetical. The transcript is spliced from 4 exons. Bases 1 to 453 code for a protein of 150 amino acids. The record is from RefSeq and is a predicted model, not a curated record. Lineage: Eukaryota; Oomycota; Saprolegniomycetes; Saprolegniales; Saprolegniaceae.